UUGGAGAAAGGAAAAGACAGAAACGUGAGCUGUUAGUUUGGUGGGAGGCUAAACCGACCACGCCAAGUGGAUCGUCGAAAGGGGCAAAUCUGUCUGUGUCCCCCUAAAACCUGAGAGAUUCUCCAGAAAACGAAACGUACGGCGACGGAGAGAUCAUCAAGAGGAGGAGAAGACAGCAGAUUGGCUUAGACAGGAACAAAAAAUUUGAUCUGUCUUAAUGUCGACGGUCUCAAGCUCUAGCAGAGGAUGCGGAACUAGUUUUCCAUCGAAGACAUCUUCUUUACCAGCUUUGAAUUCUCCUAACUUCAUCAGAAUUGGGAAAAACUCUCAGAGUGACAGAUUGAGUAGUCAUCGUUUGUCAUUGGUACAUGAAAACCGCAAAGCAAGAGGAGCAACUGUGCGUAUGGCAUUAGUCGACGAACGACAAUCAACGGGUCAAAAUGUUGCACAUCCUCCUCCUCGGAUCCUGGCGUACGAUCUUGUUCAAGGGGAUCUUGUGAAAUGGAGAUGGAAGGAGGACAAGUCUGUUCCAGACACACCUACCGCAGUUCUCCUACACGGAAUCUUAGGCAGCGGCAAAAACUGGGGCACUUUUGCUCGAAGAUUGGCUCACGAGUUCCCAACUUGGCAGUUUCUUUUGGUAGACUUGCGUUGCCAUGGGGAUUCAGCUUCUCUCAAGAAGAGAGGUCCGCACUCUGUUGCUUCAACUGCUUCUGAUGUUCUAAAACUUGUUGGUCAGUUGAGGUUAACACCGCGGGUCCUUGUUGGUCAUAGCUUUGGGGGGAAAGUUGUUUUAAGCAUGGUGGAGCAAGCAGCCAAGCCUCUUCCACGACCAGUCCGAGCUUGGGUAUUGGAUGCUACUCCUGGUAAAGUUCGUGCAGGAGGAGAUGGAGAGGAUCAUCCACGAGAGCUCAUUUCAUUUCUACGUCAAUUGCCUAAAGUGGUCUCGUCCAAGAACGAGGUCUAUACCGCUCUUAUGGAAGAAGGGUUUUCCAAUGAUGUUGCACAGUGGGUGGUUACCAAUCUCAGAUCUACUGGACCAUCGUCUUCUACCUUCUCAUGGGCAUUUGACCUGGAUGGGAUCGCCGAACUUUACCAGUCCUACGAAGACACAAAUCUAUGGAACUUUGUUGAGAACCUUCCAAGAGGAGUGCAUGUUAAUUUUCUAAAGGCCGAAAGAAGUUUGCACCGUUGGGCCCUAGAAGACCUUCAACGGAUCCACGCCGCGGAAGAGCUCGCCUCUGAAGAAGGAGGUGGAGUAGAAAUGCAUGUCCUGGAAGAUGCAGGUCACUGGGUUCACACGGAUAAUCCGGAUGGUCUUUUCAGGAUCUUGUCAUCUUCUUUCCAGGUUCUCAGAGCCUAGAGGUUCUAGGUUCUGCAUUUUUCAUGUCAUAUAAACUUGUGAAGAAGCUGAAUCUAAAUUGCACCUGAUAGAUACAAUUUUAUAUACCAGUGUAAUGUUUUGGGUGACGUUAUUAACAAGUAACAACAUAGCUGCAUUAUUCUUGAUUCUAUGUCCUUU
Molecule: messenger RNA, 1522 nt
Organism: Brassica oleracea var. oleracea
Lineage: Eukaryota; Viridiplantae; Streptophyta; Magnoliopsida; Brassicales; Brassicaceae
Product: alpha/beta hydrolase domain-containing protein 11
Exons: 14
Coding region: 218-1363 (381 amino acids)
Source: RefSeq, a predicted model, not a curated record